Symsagittifera roscoffensis is the source of this 999-nucleotide messenger RNA. RefSeq lists its product as uncharacterized. Lineage: Eukaryota; Metazoa; Xenacoelomorpha; Acoela; Convolutidae. The record is from RefSeq and is a predicted model, not a curated record. The transcript is spliced from 4 exons. Bases 1 to 999 code for a protein of 332 amino acids.
AUGUGUUACGUGGAUGACGUGGUCAUAUCAACACCCACCUUGGCAGACCACAUUGAUCGACUCGAUGAAGUCUUUGGUUGCAUGAAAAGAGCAGGUUUGAAAUGCAAACCAUCGGAAUGUGAAUACCUUAGAGAUUCAAUCAAGUACCUGGGAAGAAUGGUGGACAGGCAUGGCGUAAGGCCGGAACCGGAAACAGUGGAGGCCGUGUUGACAUGGAAGGUCCCCAGAACGGACUCAAAACUCAUGAGCUUCCCGGGGUUUGCCAAUUAUUACCACGAGUUCAUAAAAGGAUACGCGGAUAAAGGUCUCAGCAAGAAGACUGAGUUUUAUGAAAGACUAGAACAGAAACCAGCCAAUCAGGUGGAAAUCAAGGAACGAUUCUCGUUUCUGGACAAAGAAACUUAUGAAGCGCUUCCCUUGACGAGAUGGUUGGACAAAUCUCGACAUUCAAUUCCGGAACACCCCGAGUUACCGGUGGAAAAGGCAGCAGAAAUAAAGAUCACAUCAAAGAAGGACCCGGACAUUGAAGAGAACAGGCGAGUUGAUCAACAAGACCCGGGACAAGAAAGUUUGUCCGGCGAGACAGGUGUAGAGGAAAAUUUUCAAGGUGGGGAACAAGACCUGGAGGAUGAAUUUUUGUCCGAGGAGUUCAGAUGGAUGAGCAGAGCGCAUAAAAUUGAUCCCGAAGAAGAAACGUGCUCCGUGGCAGACUCUUCCAUUGAUGACAACUCGAGGAGUUCAGGAACUGACACCUACUCAGACAGGAGUUCGAGCACGGGAUCGGAAUUGUCAGAGCUAGCGAUCCACACGUUACUAGUGGAGACUCGAGCAAGCGACCUGGACAUAGAGGUCGCAGAUCAGAUGGGCCAUCAGGGAAUUGACAAAGUAUACCAGAGGAUUCUGAAGCGCAUUGAGUGGCCUGGAAUGAAAAAGGCAUGCGAGAAGUGGUUAAAAGCAUGUCUGUCAUGUCAACAGGUCGAAGAUCCAAGGAAAUUGUGA